Molecule: messenger RNA, 3543 nt
Organism: Sinocyclocheilus rhinocerous
Lineage: Eukaryota; Metazoa; Chordata; Actinopteri; Cypriniformes; Cyprinidae
Product: coiled-coil domain-containing protein 9-like
Exons: 16
Coding region: 146-2227 (693 amino acids)
Source: RefSeq, a predicted model, not a curated record
UGUUGUCAACGGAAGUAGAUUGAGUGAUAGUCGGUCUCCGUUGAUCGAGUGCACCUUACAAGCCACAUUUAGGGGCGCUGCACUUGCCAGAGGUUCAGGGAUUUCUUCAGCUCUCCACCUUUUGCUUUAGGACGGGCUUCCAGCCAUGUCUGCUGUGGUGGAUCUAAAGACUAAGGAGGAGAAAGACGCAGAGCUGGACAAAAGAAUUGAAGCUCUACGGAAGAAGAAUGAGGCUUUGGUCAAGAGAUAUCAGGAAAUACAGGAAGAUAAGAAAAAGGCUGAACAGGAGGGCAUCGCUGUGACAACAACUCGCAAACCCCGCCCUCAUGAGCCUGAGUCUGAACGGAGAAAGACGGAAACGGAAAACGUCACAGUGACAGUUGACUUGUCCAAACCUGUUGGGGAAAAGCGUGGGGUGAAUGACAGGAAACCAGCUGCUCAUCGUGGUGACCAGGGCCCAGAAGAAGAAGAGUCUGGUCGGCCUCAUGGUGAGAGUCCCCCGCACAGAACCGGAUCGGGUCGGCUGAGCAGAGGUGGCCACCACAGUGGAAGAAGAGAGCCUCGUUCAAACAAAGGCGAACCAUGGUCGGAAAGGCAACCUCAGGAUGGUGAAGGUGGAGAGGGUCCAGCUCGAAGUGAACGCUCCUCUAGAGGAGGGCAGAGAGGAGGAAGAGGUGGAGGUGGAACUCAAGGAGGAUCAGGCUCGGACAGGAAAUCAAAGGAGUGGGAGGAAAAAAGAAGACAGAACAUAGAGAAGAUGAAUGAAGAGAUGGAAAAGAUUGCUGAAUAUGAGAGAGGUCAAAGGGCUGAUGGAGAGAAGAACCCCAUCAGAAACUUCCUUGAUGACCCACGGCGUAGUGGGCCGAUACCAGAAACUGACCGCAAGGAGGGAAGCCGGCGACAUGUGCGCAAUUGGGGUGGUGUUGACUUUGACAGUGUGAAGACUGGUGCAGAGGUUGAGAAAGAAUGGACGAAUCGUAGGCCAAGUGGUAAAGGGUCAGUGGAUAUGACUCUGUCCAUGACUGGUCGAGAAAGAGCCGAGUAUCUCCGCUGGAAAAAGGAGCGAGAGCAGAUUGACGAAGAACGACUGGCUCGUCACCGUAACGCCACUGGCCAGUGGAGACGAGAGUGGGAUGCCCAGAAAACGGAUACAAUGUUCAAGGAGGACUCAGCUGUGUCUGGAGAGGGCACACAAGAACAAAGCAACAGGAGAGCAGCUAGGGGGCGCAAUGCCCAUGUACAGCAACGCAGUGGACCUUCAGAAGACAGCAAGCCGCCUAAGGCACCAACCUUUGGGGACUUCUUGGGACAGGGCAAACCCAGACAGGGAGGCCGUGGGCGAGGGAAGGGUCACGGUCAAGGCAAAAGCUACAGCAUGCAUGAUAAUCGGUGGGAAGGAGAAAAUGAAGAGGAGAAAGGAAGAAAGGAGGAGCAAGAGAAGGAGAAAGAUGAAGAGAAGGUCAAAGAGAAGGAAGACGAGAACAAGGAUGACACCCUCAAGGCUCCGUUGUCAGACAAGAAAACUGAUGGAGGCCUUGCUGAAGAGGAUGAUGAUGAGUGGGAGGAUGCUAGCGAUGGUGAAGAGGAAGAUGUGGAAGAGGAUGAAAAAGCAGUUCACGAGGAAGACUCAAAAGAUGCUAAACCAACAGAAAAGACCCCUACCUCUCCUGCACCCUCUACUCCCAGCCCAAAAGAACAACGCACCCCAAGACCCAAAGUCUACAUCCCUUCCCCACAGGAGACGCUCAGUACACCAGAGGGACCUAAACCCCUCAGCCCUUUCUCCCCACUGGACGGCCACCAGCCAGUAUCAGACUGGGGUGAAGAAAUGGAGAUGCUUUCUCCUAAGAUCAGUCUGGCCGAGAGCCCUCUGAGGCCCAGCAGCACUGAAAGCAGUCCAGCUCAACCCAAGAGCAACCCGGCUGAACAUAACAUGACGACCACCCCCAGCCAGCCAGAAGAACCAGAAAGCAAAGAAAGUACAUCUACAGUGGUGGAGUCCGCUUCCUGUGAAACGCCAAAGGAGCCUGUACCAGCUGAAUCUGCCGACACAACCACCUCGAGCAGCCAUGGCACAGCAGAUCCCGUACUGCCGCCCACCCCAGACAGCGCCAACCAGAGCAAGGAAAGCAACGACCCUAUUGUAGAGCCGGAUCAGAGUCGGCCUGAAACGAAGGUUGUGGAGGAUAUGGCAGUGGAUUCUUCAGAUCAACCAUCCUCAGGCUGAGGACUAAAUGCAGGUGAACUCGGUGCUUCACAAACUGGAAUAGGAGGUAAGCGGAGGAAAGAGAAGACAUCAGGUGUAAUGGACGACUGUUGACUGUAAAUUAAAAGGGGUUGAGGGGGCAUCUUUGGAUCCCUGUCUGCUUCAUCCAAACAACUCGCUGUAUUGUUUAAUUAUUCCUCAUUGGUUGGGACUCUAUGCUGUUGUCGAGCUAAGCUGCUGUUCUUCUCUUACGUUUACCCUGGGAUUAAUCUGUAAAGCAUGUUAUACUCAAACCAUAAGAAUAUUUUAUUAUGAUGGAGCGGUGGAAGUGUCUGUUCCCCACAGUUGUUUAAACCACCCUAGACCACAAGGGCACUAAAUUUUUGACACAACAGCAUUCAGAUAUAUGAUAUCUUGAGCUCAAAUUUAGCUUUGAAGGUCAAUAAGGAACAUAUAAAGAUGUAUUUAUUUCUAAGACUGGCAUGCUUCACUUUUUGCAAUUCCUUUGUAAACUAGGGCAUUACUUUUUUUUCCUUUUUUUUUUUUUUUAAAUCAGGGCUACUUUUGAAACUACAUUUUAAUAUUAUAUUCAUGAAGAUGAGCUGAGGAUUUUAAGUUUGCUAUAAAUGAUUGGUGCCCUAGACAUUAUGUGCUCACUGACCAAAGAUAAAAUCAUGGUAAAUUGUAAAGAGUUUGAAUGAGGAAAACUAGACAAUUGGGGCAGCAGUGAUUGCGUACCUCAUUGCUAUCAAAUCUAAUAUUGGUUUAUUGACCAUUUUUUAAUGUUUUGUUCAUGCAUCAUGUUUGUUUAGUAAUCAUAUGCAUUUAUCGAAGGUGUAUUUGUGUGUGUUGCUGAAUUUGAAUGAAUUGAGCAGGAGCUUGAAAACUUGCAAUAUGUAUGUGUCUUUUAGACUGACAGACAUUCCAAUGCUUUGGUGUGAGUGCUUGCUCUCUCUUCACAUGUGCAUUGUUCUAUAUCCCUGUUUUUCAAUUGAGCUCACGGAGCAGAAAGAAUCAUGACAUUUGUGAUUGUAUCGUACCCACUGCAUCUCCCUGCAGAUGAAAUGUCUUCCUGUUUGGGUAGAAAAUGUAUAUAUAAUUUGGUUUGCCUCUUGUAGGAGGUUUGGUUUGGCUUUUCAGAAGUACACGUAGCAUGAUACUGAAGUGUUUGUAGGAUUUUCCUCAAAAGUUUUCUUCUAAGACUAAAUGCAAUUCUUUUUUCUUUUCUUUUUUUUUUUUUUUAAGCUUACUGGAGAUAUUUCCUGGUUGCUUUUAUCACCGUAUUAUGAUGUGUGAACAGUAAGCAAGCAGUGCAUCAGUUUCUGUACUUUGUAAGC